Magallana angulata is the source of this 5048-nucleotide messenger RNA. Its product is annotated as cytoplasmic polyadenylation element-binding protein 1-like. The transcript is spliced from 13 exons. The record is from RefSeq and is a predicted model, not a curated record. Bases 229 to 1926 code for a protein of 565 amino acids. NCBI's taxonomy places the organism in Eukaryota, Metazoa, Mollusca, Bivalvia, Ostreida, Ostreidae. Gene Ontology annotation, cellular component: synapse; cytoplasm; nucleus. Gene Ontology annotation, molecular function: mRNA regulatory element binding translation repressor activity; mRNA 3'-UTR binding; translation factor activity, RNA binding. Gene Ontology annotation, biological process: negative regulation of cytoplasmic translation.
UUUUGAGAUGGACCGAUCCUGUGAUCCUGUGACGUCAUAGCACGGGACACUUGAUACUGAUUACAAACUACCUGAGAAGACUUCAUUCAUUCGUAUGCAAAUUGAGCACAAAUCGGAGCCAAUCAACAGAGUUCAGACAUCCCUUCAAUUAAAGUGGACGACUUUGACCAUCAGCCGGAAGGUGUGAAGUAUGCUAAUAACUUUGACAUCUGGAAGAACAUCAAUGCAAUGCUUCAUGGAUCACUGAGCAUUCCGGACAUGGGACCCACCGCCGCACCUCCUGACCAAUCAAAACAGACCAUGCACCAGAUGCCAGUACGUACACACCAAGACCCGACCCCGAGUAUCUACGAACAGCUGUACAACAGUGUGUAUUCUACUAACACCGCCUACCAGAGUACUGCCGGGGGGUACGGGAGUGCUGGCCAGCCCUACGCCAAUAACCCCUACCCAGGUUUCCAGUUGUUUUCGGUGGCCAACUCCAACCAGGCGCCUUCCCAGAAUCCCUCCAGCUCCCACCCCACCCACGCCGCCCACUCUACACAUGCGGCCCACAGCGGUCAGCCCCAGCCCCAGAUCCCUAACUAUGGGUACAGCACCCACUCCUACAAGGACAUGUACACCACCCCGCCCAAACAGUCCCGCGCCAUAAAGGGGACCAGCCCUGGAACCCCAAACAGCAGUGACUAUGGCACACUCUCCCCCCAGAGUCCCCAGAACGAGGGGGGCCUCUCCCCCGUGGAGAAAAUGAUCUACUCCACCAUUAUGCAGCAGGGAAACAAACCGACCAGGAGUUGCUCCCCUUGUGACUCCGACACAAGUGGUAUCAGCAGUGAGGGGUCAGAGGCCGCCCUUAUUGAUAUGAUGAACACAUUAAGCUUGGGCAACAGGGUCCAGCAACCGCAGCAGCAAACCACAGCACAGGAUGUUGCAGCACAGAUUUACAAUGCACAGUUGCAACAACAGCAGCAACAACAGAUUGUGAGGGACAACACCAGUGCUCUGAGUCAGGUCAUCCCCCAGGCACGGACCACAUACGGGGGAGUGGUGAACCCGUUCCUGAUGGCCAACACUGACCCAUACGCCAUAGACAGGGCGGCGAGGCUUCAUAGAAAUGCUGCUGCAAUGUGCGAGGCUACUUGCACCUGGAGUGGACAGCUUCCUCAGAAGAACUAUAAGAACCCGACCUACUCCUGUAAAGUGUUUCUGGGUGGUGUACCCUGGGAUAUCACCGAAGCUGGACUACAGUCUGCAUUUACAAAGUUUGGAUCUUUCAAGAUUGAAUGGCCAGGAAAAGAUGGGUAUGUGUACCUGUUGUUUGAGUCAGAGAAGGCAAUCCGUGGGCUGCUACAGGACUGUACACACGACUUCAGCAGUGGUGACUACUACUUCAAGAUCUCCAGUCGAAGGAUGAGGGCCAAAGAGGUUCAGGUGAUUCCAUGGGUUCUAAGCGACAGUAACUUUGUCCGCCAGCCGUCUCAGAGACUGGAUUCCAACAAGACGGUGUUCGUAGGAGCCUUGCAUGGAAUGAUGACCGCUGAGGCGCUCGCUAACAUCAUGAACGACCUGUUUGCCAAUGUAGUGUAUGCAGGCAUCGAUACAGACAAACACAAGUAUCCGAUAGGAAGUGGCCGAGUGACGUUCAGCAGUAAGAAGAGUUACAUGAAGGCAGUACAGGCAGCAUUCAUCGAGAUCAAGACUCCCAAAUUUACCAAAAAGAUCCAGGUGGAUCCGUAUCUGGAGGACUCCAUAUGCAGCCUGUGUGCCACACAGCAAGGUCCGUACUUUUGCCGUGACAUGCAGUGCUUCAAGUACUUCUGUAGGAACUGCUGGUACUGGCAGCAUGCACUGGACAGCUUACGUCACCACAAACCGGUCACCCGGAACACCAAGACCACGAACCUCAUUGCAGCCGCCUCCGUGUAAAACAUAGGAGGACUGUGGAGCCUGGAUUAUAUCCAUGAGAAUUCCAUGAUUUACAGAUGAUCAGAAGAUAAAGAGUUUUUUUCCGAUAGUGCUCAAGGAAGAGAUUAUUGUGUUCAGAGUAUUUUUUUUUUAUAAUUUAUUUUCAUUUCUUUCCGUCCAGGUAGACAGGAUAUACUCAAUAGACAUUUAUAAAUUUGUUUUAGAAAUCUCUCAAAGAAUGUGAUGUCUCUAUAUACUUGUAUAUUGUAACCAACCUUUUAGCAUUCCAUCUUUUGUUUUCAAGAUUUCAACAUCUUUUUUUAGCAUUAUUAUUUUGUGUAAUUUAAUGCCAAGUGUAAACAACUUGUCAAAAAGUCUUUUUUUUCUUUCUAAAAACCCUUUGUGUUUUUGUUUUAAUGAGAUCAUAUAAUGCAAUUAUUUUAUUUAAAUUAAUUCCAAUAUUUAAAGAUUUUAAUUCAUUUUGAUGUUUACAAAGAAACAUGAAGUGGAAAUAAAACAAAACUUGUAUAUUUAAUGUCUGUAAUUUUUACAUCUUAAAUAGGAAAAGCUAAUUUUAUUGAAUUGUGAUUAUAAAUGAAUUAUAUCUGGAAUCAAAGUUGAUUAAAAGUUGAUUUAAUUUUGAUUGUAAGUUAGUUUAAUCUUGAUUAUAAGUUGAUUUAUCCAUUUAUAACUUGAAUGUUUGCUGAUUGAAACUUGUAUAUCCGAACUUUUACAUUCCCAUCAUUUCACAUAAAAUUGAUUGUAUUCUGACUUUACUUGAUUUAAUCUUGAAUCUAAGCUGAUUAUAAGUUUAAAUUUUAAGCUGGUAGCUUUGCGAAAACCUUGCUUUAGGUAGUAGAACAAGUGCUCCCUUGUGUGCUGAAUGUAUAUAUAUACAUAUAUCUGUCCUUGAAUUUGGAACAUGUUAUUUUUAUGAACAUUAUUCAGUUUUCUUAUAUGUUGUUUGAAUAAGAGUUGAAUUCUGUUAACAUUAUUUGUGCUGAUAAAUGUUAAUGUUUAUCAUUUUUCAAGUUGGAUUCAGAAUAUGGAUCUUAGUUUUUGAUGCAAUUUUUGAUCAAACAGUGGAAGAGAAUAAGAUUUGUCCUGCUGUUUUUAGUGCUAUUCUUGUGUUCAUCCGAACUUAAGUGCUUGUUGUUUUUAGAGUGGCUGUAAUUUUGUACAUUUUUUCUGAAAUUUUGUUAGAACAAUUUUGCUGCAGGAAAAAAGCUAUUUUGAUAACUAAAUCAUAUCUUUAAAAGUUGUGUUCAUAUCAAUUCUAUAUUUGUUAUCGAUUUUGUGUUUUUGUUUGAAACAGAUUUGUAUCAAAACCAACAUUAUUUUCAUUUUUUUAGGAUUUUUGCAAGAAACUAGAGCAUUUUGAUGAGUUUAUUAUAUUGUCAAUGCAAAAUAUAUGGGUUUUUUUUUUUCUAGAAACACAACUUUAAAUAGAUUGCUUGAUAUAUUAUUUAUCUAUAAACUGACUGUAAAUGUAAUUUUUUAACAGGAAAAGGAUGUGUUUGAGUAGAUUAGAUAACCAGAAAAUGCUAAAGGUCUAAAACAGAUGAUAAAAUUAAUUUUCCUUUGUCUGGUAAUUUUUUAAAAGGAUUUUUUAAAGAAAGAAAACUUUAAGUCAUUUUAUGUGUUUUGUGGGUAAAAAUCCAGACAUUUAAAAAACACAAUUACACAAGAUGUUUUUAAAGCAAUGUUUUAUUCACAUUAAACAUAUCGGAAUAAGUUUUUUGGAAAAAGUCAAGUGCUUACUAUCAUGUGAUGAAAUGGCUUCUUAUAUAAAAAAUACUUGUGUAAAGCUGCAAAUUUUUUUUAAUUGCUGUUUUUUUUUGUGGUGUGUUACACUUUGGUGUUUGUUUCUUGUUUUGGCCCUAGCACUUGUUUUGGCCCUAGCACUUGUUUUGCACCGUUGAUUCCCUUCCUCUCUGUUAAAAAACUAAAUGAUCUAAAGAAGGUGAUCCCCAUAAAACUUGAGACACAACUAUAUUUACUGAUUUUAUUAUUAUCUACAUGGGGAUAUUUUUAUGCGCAUUGUUGUCUAAGAUUAUUGAUUUUUUCCUGUAUCUAUUUGAUAUAUAUACUUUCCUCUGGUAUUGUUUCUCCGAUGUAUGACCAAUGUGUUCAAUCAAGGCUUGGAUAAAAAAAAAUGAGAGUCGAAGUAUUAUUGUUUUAAACGAGUCAUGAAACGCCAAAAAAUGAUGCUUUAUGAUAAAUCCUUGCCAGAUAAAAUCAGUUGUUGCCGCAUUUAUUUCAUUAUUAUUGUGAAGAGGGAAAUCACCCAAUUUUACAUUAUAGUCAAAAUAUGAAUAUUGAGUUAUUCUACUUUGCAACGCUGCAAUAAAAUUAGAAGAGAUACAAAUCUGUCGCGUUCCAUAUUUUAAUAUUUGCCUGAGAAACUAAUAGUUAUUUUCUAACAAGGUUAUAUCUUCUGUUUUAUGGGUUUUUAAAUGUUACUGUCCAUUGAAUUGCAAGAAUCAAUUUUUUUUGUCAAAAAUCAAUUCAUAAUCCACUAUUUUAUCUUUCAAUCUUCUUCAAUUUUAAGCAGGUGAGUGUCUUGGAAAAGUCGGAAAGACAAAACAUUUUAGCUUUAAGUUUGAAGAAAGAAAACGUUUCUUGUACUUUCCACAUAGAAACCACUGUUUUAAUCUUUGUGUUAUACAUUUUAAUAAAGUGUGAAAUAAUAUGGUUGUAUUUUUUUCAGGAAGUUGCAAAUUUUGCACCAUUUAGAUAUUAAGAAACUUGUUUUAAAAACGUAUCUAUCUUUUUGUGACUUAUGAUACAUCUCAUAGAAUAUCAUAUUUGUAUUAUUUACAAAACUGAAAACGGUGUGGGUUUUUGUGUGGUUUUCUAUUUUUGUUUAAUCUUAUGAUGCAAAAUUAUGGAACCUUUUGUCCGAAAGCUUUGUCAUUUUUCUACGACUUGUUGGUAAAGAUUGUAUAUUAUAUAUAGUGCAGUUCUGGCAGGCAGCUUACAAUGGACAGAGUUUGAUUUUCUGAAUCUGUAGGUAACAGUAUUUUUUUCCGUACUUUUUCCCCCCAUUUUUUCUUUUUGUUUGCUCACUGCACUUUUGUUUUGAGGCCAGAUUAUUCCAAAAAAAUGAAAGAAAAAAAUAAUAAAUUUAUUUUGCAAAUCCG